Messenger RNA from Funneliformis mosseae, 1620 nucleotides. NCBI's taxonomy places the organism in Eukaryota, Fungi, Glomeromycota, Glomeromycetes, Glomerales, Glomeraceae. The record is from the annotation of a GenBank genome assembly.
AUGGCACUCCCAAAUGACUAUCUACAAACCACCUCGCCAAUAAAUUGGAAUCUAGACGACUUCGCAAAUUGGAUCGCUACCAAUCAUUCUGACGACAAGAAAAAAAUAAUCUAUUACAUGAAAACCGGUCUCAAGAAAUACAGCGAGAAUGACUCGGACAUAAAUGUAAUGAGGAAGGCAGACGAUUUGCUCAAUAGCUUAAAGACAUUAAAGGAUAAGAAGAAAAUAGCUGAGUUACAAAGUGAACAAGAAAUGCGACUUGCUGAUAUUGAAUGUUUGGCGGUCCGACAGAUGCAAAAUCACACAAAUGCAGCAGUAACAAUUCAUCAAAAAAUUGCUGAAAAAUUUGUAGGAGUGACUCAGAAAAUUUCUACAGAAUACGUAGUGGAAAGAGAUCGGGUUGAGAAAGCUGGCCUAGAACGGCCAUGUACACCGGAGGAUAAGAUUAGAACUGUCACGUUCGGUGAUAAGCCCUCCUCAGUUCCCAGACCCACGGAAGAUGAAAAUGAAUCGGAAGAGGAAUCUGAAUCCGAGGAACCUGAAUCCGAGGAAUCUGAUUAUGAGGAAUCGGAUGCGAUUUAUGAUGCUGUUGCUGAAACCCAGAACCACAACAUGGAUAAGAAGGAGAGAAAGAGUGUAAUCAAGUUAAAUUCUAACAAUAGAAAAGAAAUAGAGGAAGCGUAUACAAAAAUGAAAAAACGAUGUAUGUGGAGGUUGUCUUCAGGAAGAUACGUAGAAGAAGAAUUGUAUAAUCUUGGCAAAUCAUUUGAAUACGAACAUACUGUCCAUUCCUUCAUUAUGGACGUGGAUGAUAAUGAAGUGAAAACUCAUUUUUCUGAAGACGAAUUGCAUGAAAUAAAAAGCGCAUCCAGACCCGUUGUAACUCCUAUCUCAGAUGAAGUUGUCGAUUACCUCGAACAGAUAAAUGAAAAGUCGAGUUUGAGAGAAGUGAGAGAUUUCAUUAACCAAUGCGAUGAACGAUUAGGAAAGUCUUACGAUCGGUCAAAAAACCACGAUAUUGAUUAUAUUCGUUAUUCUGUUUAUUCCAUGGUGAGAGAACUAGAAAGUGGAAGUUUAAGACAGGAAAAUCUCGAAUCAUGGUAUAACUGCCAUGUAUGGACUCCGAUCGUAGAUCAAGGUUUUAGUGACAUUAAUGGAACUUCAGUAGUUAGAGGAGAAAGUACUAGUAUAGCCACGUCAAACAGAAAGAACAUUGGAAAAAAACCAAGUGAUAGAAAAAAACUUGGUCGCCGUGGUGACUGGAUUCUACGAUCAGUAGGCAAUAAAGACAAUGAUGAGUUCGGAGCCGGUGAGGCUGGAAGAAAGUUUAUUGAUGAAUAUGACACAAAAAUUUUAACUGAAUCUAAGUUAAAAUUGCCGAAGAUGCUCAAGGACAUGAUCGUCAAAUUAUUGAGUAGAGUCAAUUGGAAUAUUGAUAAAAGAAAACAAAUACAGACCGUGGGAAUAGUCCAUUCUGGGCUUUCCAUGAUGAUAUUAUAUCUGGAUAAUCCUUGUGGAUAUGUAUGUAGAUUAAAUCGGGGCGAAAUACUUGAAGUUCCGGAUGAUGAACGGUUUUUUUCUUCUGUAUUAUUGCUACUUGCUGCAGUCCUUAAUUUGAAG